This is a messenger RNA of Dermacentor silvarum, 2288 nucleotides long. RefSeq names its product programmed cell death protein 10. The transcript is spliced from 8 exons. Lineage: Eukaryota; Metazoa; Arthropoda; Arachnida; Ixodida; Ixodidae. The record is from RefSeq and is a predicted model, not a curated record. Gene Ontology annotation, molecular function: protein kinase binding. Gene Ontology annotation, cellular component: Golgi apparatus; FAR/SIP/STRIPAK complex. Gene Ontology annotation, biological process: positive regulation of MAP kinase activity; regulation of Golgi organization. The coding region runs from base 132 to 758 and encodes 208 amino acids.
CGCGCCGAAAGUGACAAGUGGCGAUGUUAAUCGGGCCAGCAGCGUAGGUCGUCGGCAAAACUUCAGCUGAUCGUGAAAUCGAUCUCGCUUUCUUCCGCGUGUCAUCGGGUCCAGAGCACAACACCCGAAGCAUGACAAUGGGAGAAGAGUCUCCUGUCUCGUCCCUCGUGCUUCCAGUGCUGAUUCGUCCUAUAUUGGACAAAUUGGAAAGAAAAGAUCUAGGGGCAGCCCAAACUUUAAAAGGAGCCGUCACCAAGGUUGAAAUGGAACAUCCUGGCUUUUUGUAUGACCUUGUAAUGGGACUGAUUAAAGAGACUGAUGUUUCCGUGAAUGUCACAGAGUGCCUGCUGAAACUUCAAGGGUCGAUUCCUGACAAUGAAGACCUGAAGUGCUCUAGGACAGAGGAUGCUUUCCAAGAAUUCAACCGGCGUGCGUCAUACCUCAAGAAAGUUCUCAGUCGAAUCCCUGAUGAAAUCAAUGAUCGCAAGACAUUCUUGGACACAAUUAAGGAGAUCGCCAGCGCAAUCAAGAAGUUGUUGGAUGCUGUUAAUGAUGUUUCCACCUAUAUUCCAUCUCCAUACAGGAAGCAGGCAUUGGAACAUCGAAAACGGGAGUUUGUAAAGUACUCCAAGCGCUUUAGUAACACCCUAAAGGAAUUCUUCAAGGAGGGGCAGGUACAGGCAGUUUUUGUGAGUGCAGUGUACCUCAUCUACCAAACAAACCACAUUAUGGUCACCGUCAAGAAUGAAUGUGACUAAGGGCAAAUGCUGAGGAUAAUUGCCAGCUUUCUGAAUGCUGGUAAGGCGUCAGCUUCAUAGUCCACGUGGAUGUCAAGGAAGUAGAGGUGGUUGCCAGGGAUCAGUUGUGGUGCAGUCAUGGCUGACGGUGACAGUGCCCAAAUCCCAUCAGUGCUGUGGCUGAGACCCGAUUGUGUUGCAUUCGCAUUUACACUGUAUAGUGGAGCUACAGGGAGGGACACUAACAAGAGCUUUCCCACACACACGAAUGUGUGAUAUAACACCAACAUUGUGUCAGUGGGCCUUGUCUCACUCGCCUACGUUUCUUUGGUUGUGAACUCCUGCAUUUUCAUUUAAUUUGUUCAUCAACGAACCUAAUCAGAAGGAACUGGCAUUACCUGCUCACUAAGUUCCUUCUUUAAUAAAUAAUUUUCUAGCAGUUGUGUAUUUAGAGCAAGCAAUUGUAAACAGGAAUUGUUUUGAAAUGUUACAUUUAGCAUUGAUUGAACAUAUAUGUUUUGUUGACAGUUACAUUUAUGAAAUGAUUUUCAUGAAUAACUAACCAGUGGCUUUUUUGGAAGGUUAGUUUUGCCAGGACAGAAAUGUGUAAUUGUUAAAAAGGGUAUUUAAAAGUGGGGUUUCUUUUGUGGUGGUAGUCUCGUAGACGAGAGCAGCUGGCGCAAGGGUGCAGAUUAUGAAUGGCAGCUGUUACGGGUGCCCAUUCUUUAAACAUAUCCGACAGGCUUCAGCUGCCAACUAGCUGUUUCUGUGCAGUUGUUAACUGCAGAGCAUGUUGCUUGUACUAGCUUAAAUAUACUGACAUUUCUUUAAUUAAAGAAAGUUACCUUUCAUUGAAGCCUGUGAAUGCAUGUACUUACCCUGGUCGGCAAUUUCACUAAAUCAAUAUGUUUAGUGCAAGUCUUCUAAAGGCAACAGUUGUAAUAUAUUCUCACUAUUCAAAUGCACAUGAGCAACUUUAAAGUGUUCUUCCUGGAAAUUUGCUUGCCUGUGUAAUUGAUUCUUGAAUGAUGCACUUUCCAAUAUGGCCACAUGUAAUUUUGUUACCAUAGAGUGCAAAAACAAAGCCUCUGUUAUGAAAGGGAAGAACAGGUCGCAACACAUAACAGAGCAAUAGAUUGCAGAGACAGUUGUGGAAACUAAAGUUAAUUUCUAGCUGUUUGCCAAAAUUACUUUUAUGACCCCCUGUGGUCUUGUAAAAUGGGCAAAAAGUAACAAUAAUCAAACUCAUGUGCUGGAGAUGGGGGCAGCUCUUUAUUUUUUAGAUACACAAGCUCUUUAAAGCAAGCUUUAAAGCCCAGCUCUACUGCUUUGGGAGUGAGGCAUAUUGUACUGUGACAGCCAAGUGCAACUAUGCAACAUAUGUUGACUGUACUAGCGUUAUUUUCCAUCACCAGUGCAUUCACAUAAGAUGUGGCAUGCAGUUGUUCAUCUUUCCUCCCCCCGGUUGACUGUUGACUGCAUGGGAGACACAGAUGUUGCACGUCCACGUCUCUUCAUUUGGAUGUGACAUUAUUAAAGAAAAUACCUUUA